CUCGGCGCCCGGCCCGCGCCCCCCUCCUCCUCGCGGCUGGCCUCCAGCCCCUCCGGGUCCCCGCCCGCUGCACCGCUCAGUUCCGCUCGGUUCAGCCUAAGAGGAAACAAAGUGCUGCGGGCGGGAGUCGGCAGCGGCUGCGCGGAUCUAUUCGCUUUCCCGCCACCCUCGCUUCGUCUUUCCCGCGCGCUCGCGUGUCGGUGAGUGCGCGUGCUUCUUCCCGGCGGGCACCGUAGGGCCGAUCGCACGGCCCGCAGUCCUCCCCCGGUGUCCGCCCGCCAGGUGUUUCUUUCGCCGCCGCCAUGGCGACCGCGACCCCCGUGCCGCCGCGGUCUGGCGGCCGCGCGGGCCCCACCACGCCGCUGAGCCCCACGCGGCUGACGCGGCUUCAGGAGAAGGAGGAGCUGCGCGAGCUCAACGACCGGCUGGCCGUGUACAUCGACAAGGUGCGCAGCCUGGAGACGGAGAACAGCGCGCUGCAGCUGCAGGUGACGGAGCGUGAGGAGGUGCGCGGCCGCGAGCUCACGGGGCUCAAGGCGUUGUACGAGACAGAGCUGGCCGACGCGCGCCGCGCGCUCGACGACACGGCUCGCGAGCGUGCCAAGCUGCAGAUCGAGCUGGGCAAGUGCAAGGCCGAGCACGACCAGCUGCUGCUCAAUUAUGCUAAGAAAGAAUCUGAUCUUAAUGGAGCCCAGAUCAAACUUCGAGAAUAUGAAGCAGCACUGAACUCUAAAGAUGCAGCUCUGGCUACUGCACUUGGUGACAAGAAAAGUUUAGAAGGAGAUCUGGAGGAUUUGAAGGGUCAGAUUGCCCAGUUGGAAGCCUCCUUAGCUGCUGCCAAAAAACAGUUAGCAGAUGAAACUUUGCUUAAAGUAGAUCUGGAGAAUCGUUGUCAAAGCCUUACUGAGGACUUGGAGUUUCGUAAAAGCAUGUACGAAGAGGAGAUUAAUGAGACCAGAAGGAAGCAUGAAACGCGUUUGGUAGAAGUGGAUUCUGGGCGUCAGAUUGAGUACGAGUACAAGCUGGCUCAGGCCCUCCACGAGAUGAGAGAGCAGCACGAUGCCCAAGUGAGGCUGUACAAGGAAGAGCUCGAGCAGACUUACCACGCUAAGCUUGAGAAUGCCAGACUGUCCUCAGAGAUGAAUACUUCUACUGUCAACAGUGCUAGAGAAGAACUGAUGGAAAGUCGUAUGAGAAUCGAGAGCCUCUCAUCUCAGCUUUCUAAUCUACAGAAAGAGUCUAGAGCAUGUCUGGAAAGGAUUCAAGAGUUGGAGGACUUACUUGCUAAAGAGAGAGACAACUCUCGCCGCAUGCUGACUGACAAAGAGAGAGAGAUGGCUGAAAUAAGGGAUCAGAUGCAGCAACAGCUGAGUGAUUAUGAACAACUUCUUGAUGUGAAACUGGCCCUGGACAUGGAAAUCAGCGCUUACAGGAAACUCUUAGAAGGAGAAGAAGAGAGGUUGAAGCUGUCUCCAAGCCCUUCUUCCCGCGUGACUGUGUCCCGCGCAUCCUCUAGUCGCAGCGUUCGCACCACUAGGGGGAAGCGGAAGAGAGUGGAUGUGGAGGAGUCAGAAGCCAGCAGUAGCGUUAGCAUCUCCCAUUCUGCCUCAGCCACCGGAAACGUGUGCAUUGAGGAGAUUGAUGUUGACGGGAAGUUUAUUCGCUUAAAGAAUACUUCUGAACAGGAUCAACCAAUGGGAGGCUGGGAGAUGAUCAGAAAAAUUGGAGACACAGCCGUGAGUUACAAAUAUACCUCAAGAUAUGUGCUAAAGGCAGGCCAGACUGUUACAAUUUGGGCUGCAAAUGCUGGUGUCACAGCCAGUCCUCCCACUGACCUCAUCUGGAAGAACCAGAACUCUUGGGGCACUGGUGAGGAUGUGAAGGUCAUAUUGAGAAAUUCUCAGGGAGAGGAAGUUGCACAAAGAAGUACCGUCUUUAAAACAACUAUACCUGAAGAGGAGGAGGAGGAGGAGGAACCGUCUGGCGUGGAUGUUGAGAAAGAACUUUUCCACCAGCAGGGAACCCCAAGAGCAUCCAACAGAAGCUGUGCGAUUAUGUGAACUUCAAGGCAGCUGUCUUCCUCAGUGUGGUAAUCCUUACUGUAUACAGUGCAGAGCCUUCUCAGAAGCACAGACUAUUUUUAUAUUUCCUUUCUGUGAAUUUUUAAGCUGCGAAUCUGAUGGCCUUAAUUUCCUUUUUGACACUGAAAGUUUUGUAAAGAAAUCAUACCCAUACACUUUGUUGCAAGAUGUGAAUUAUUGACACUGAACUUAACUGUUGUUUGGAAAGGGUUCCUCAAAUUUUUUUGGCUUUUUUUGUAAGUGUGUACGUAUUUUCUGUUUUUUAAGUUCUUACUAGAAGAGGGGUAAAUAAACCACUGUGUGUCUGGGUAUACAUUGAAGAUUGCUCCAUCCGGGUUAGCAAUCUGCUCUUGACUAUUCUCUGCUCUACAUAACGGUGCUGUGAGGGAGGGGAAGCAUUUUUCAAUAUAUUGAAUUUUUAUACUGAAUUUUUUUGUAAUAAGCAAUCAAGGUUACAAAUUUCAUUUUGUUUUUUAAAUGGAAAAAGACAUUUUGUAAGAAGGCAAUAUUAACCUAAUCCUCGUGUAAGCACUCUGGAUGAAGGACUCCGCAGUACUGUUCUAUGGUUAUUCCUCUUAGAAUCUUAAUUCCUGAGGGCGGUGGGGCUGGGCCGGGGUGGUAGGCUGAGGGACGGGUUUCUAUGGAAGUGCAUUAGUUGUGUUUUUAAAGAUAGUGUAACAUGCUUACAUUUCUUAUGUGACAUUAACAAAUAAAAUGUUCUUUUAAUAUUA
Messenger RNA from Cavia porcellus (domestic guinea pig), 2812 nucleotides. RefSeq names its product lamin B1 (gene Lmnb1). Gene Ontology annotation, biological process: nuclear migration; nuclear pore localization; protein localization to nuclear envelope. Gene Ontology annotation, cellular component: nuclear lamina; nuclear envelope. Bases 303 to 2060 code for a protein of 585 amino acids. NCBI's taxonomy places the organism in Eukaryota, Metazoa, Chordata, Mammalia, Rodentia, Caviidae. The transcript has 11 exons. Gene Ontology annotation, molecular function: structural constituent of cytoskeleton. The record is from RefSeq and is a predicted model, not a curated record.